This is a messenger RNA of Magallana angulata, 5923 nucleotides long. RefSeq names its product regulator of G-protein signaling 7-like. The record is from RefSeq and is a predicted model, not a curated record. The transcript has 17 exons. Bases 1491 to 2984 code for a protein of 497 amino acids. Lineage: Eukaryota; Metazoa; Mollusca; Bivalvia; Ostreida; Ostreidae. Gene Ontology annotation, biological process: G protein-coupled receptor signaling pathway; regulation of G protein-coupled receptor signaling pathway; intracellular signal transduction.
GUCUGUUUACGCGCUGUUUUCCUGGUUGUUCUCGUCUGCGUAUCGAUCGACUCGGCAAAACCAUUCAAUAUGUUUAUGAUAUUCAAAAUGGCGCGUACGAGGAACUUGAGCAUGCGGUGGAUCGAGACCCCGACUCAAGCCUGCAGCUGGAUGAAUUCGUUGACCACUGUGUGAUGAAAUAUUUUGAUACAGUCUACAGUGAUAUGGUGCCCAGGCUUAUUCGUGUGUGUAUUUUGUUUUGUUGAAACAGGAUUUGAUUAGUACGCGAAGGCUUGUAGCAGUCAAUCUAUAAAGCCUGGCUCUGGAGCAGAACGUUAUAGAAGGGGGUCUCUCGCUCGCUCGCGCGCUAGUGAUAAACAGAAGAUUUGUACUUUUUUUUUUUACUUUCUUCUGAUUCUAGUCUGAAUAAAUCGAAUGCGACCAUAUUGCUUUACUCGCCUAUUGAUUGUGGUCCUAUAUGAAACCUCAAGACCGUACUGAAGUUUAUGUGACAAUGCAGCCACCGAGUGCGGAAUGUAUUUGCUCAAGGCUUGAAAUAAUUGAUUCAAAUCAUUUUUUUAAUCGGGAAAACUGGUAAUUAAAAUUCUUGUGUACAUAAAGGUGUCUGUUUUUUAAAAUGCUGAAAACAGAAAAUGUAUUUACCGACCGAUAAGCCUUUGUUGAACUUCAAGUUGCUGCUGCUGAAGUGAAUCGGUGUGGAGAAAAUGAUUUAAAAAGUUCGAUGGUAACUUUUAAACACAGCCUAGAAUAAAGCAUCGAACAAGAUGCCUUAUGUUUCUGUGGAGAUGGAAAUCGAGUUUAAUUGCAAGGAAUUCUAUUUGAAAUAUCUUGUUUCCAGAUCAAUCAAUUAAAAGAGAAGAAGAGGAAGAAAACAGAGAUAAAGAAACAAGAAAAAAUCUGAAAAGAUGAACGCUAUAAAGAAAAUGAAUUAGUAAAAAAAAAACACUCUGUCAGUAGUGUGAAAUUGCGAAUUCAAGCUAUCUGUAUUCUGAAUGAUCGUGGAAUAUCGCAUGGUGUUUAAACAGAUAGGCAUUAUAUUUUUCCCAUCCUGUGAGUUCAAUACAAAAUCGGAAGGAAAUGUGUUAAACGGCAUCCACUUUUCAGGUUGAUAAUUUGCACAUUGGUGAAAAUUGUAAAAGAGAAGAGAGAAAGAAACCGGGUUUAUAUUCCACGGACGUCAGAAAAAGAUUUCAAAGUGUGGAUCAUAUUGGCAAUAUCUACGGUAUUAUUACAGUUAGUGUACACUUGAUAUGUAAGCCAACACAUCCAGCUUAUUGAUCGAAUAAAGUGAAUGUCCAAAACGAGAGAGUGCUCAAUACGCAAACGGAGGAAAAAAAGCACUGUGUUGAAGAUGAAUCGGGAAAAAUGAUUUUUCAAGCAAGUGCAAUUCAGAGAGGCUGUUCUUUGUUGAUAUACGUCUCUCUUUUUAGAGAGAGCGUGUUGUAGUGUCCAAUUUGAAGCGCCCUGUGGGUCCAUCGAAAAAAUCGACAAUGGCGUUGACUUCAAGCAGACCUCUCUACAAACAGCGGACUGAGUCCCUGCCAAACACCCUGACCUCGGUUAUGUUUGGAAACGGUCAGAUCAAUCCCGAGGAUAACCCCAACUACCUGGUCUAUAAAAAGAUGGAGCGUAUUGUGGAGAUGAUGCAGGAUGAGAGUACAGGGGUACCUGUAAGAACAGUCAAAAGUUUUAUGUCCAAAGUGCCAAGUGUAUUUACAGGUGCUGAUCUAAUCACAUGGAUUAUGAAGAACAUUGAUGUGGAUGACCAAGUGGAGGCAGUCCAUGUUGCCACUCUAAUGGCUUCCCAUGGCUACUUCUUUCCAAUAGAUGACCACUACCUGAUUGUCAAGAAUGAUAAUACAUACUACAGAUUCCAGACACCAUGUUUUUGGCCAUCGAGGUGUGGAGAACCAGAGAACACAGAUUAUGCCGUAUACUUAUGCAAGAGAACAAUGCAAAACAAACAGAGACUGGAACUUGCAGACUAUGAGGCCGAGAACUUGGCAAGACUUCAGAAGAUGUUCUCUAGAAAAUGGGAGUUCAUAUAUAUGCAAGCAGAGGCACAGGCUAAGGUGGAUAAAAAGCGAGACAAGCUAGAAAGGAAAGUGUUGGACAGCCAGGAGCGGGCCUUUUGGGAUGUCCACAGGCCUGUGCCAGGAUGUGUUAAUACCACAGAGGUAGACAUUAAGAAGGCGUGUCGAAUGAAUCGACACCCCAAGAUGACUCGCGUAAGUAGCAUGCCAAAUUACGCUGUUCCAGGGGGCAGACUCAGUCCUAGCAUAUCUGAGUCUGAUUUAUUUAAUCCGUGUGACAAUAUACGACAUGAUAUAAGUUUAUUAAGAAAGAAACUAGAAAAAAGAAGAGUUAAAAUAUCCAAGGUCUCAGAAAGUUAUCUAGCGUAUUAUGAGCAAUAUGCGGAGUAUGACGCUUUUAUAACCGCUCCAGACCCCUCCAAUCCCUGGAUAUCUGAUAGCACAGACUUCUGGGAACAGGAGAAAACUCUAAAUCCACGAGAUAUACCACAGCGAAGGGUGAAGCGGUGGGCAUUUAAUAUAGAGGAGUUACUCCAAGAUCCGGCUGGGAAGGAUCAGUUUAGUAAAUUUUUAGACAAGGAAUUUAGUGGAGAAAAUCUUAAAUUUUGGUUGGCUUGUAAAGAAUUGAAAGGGUUACCUAUUAGAGAAGUUCACCGUAAAGUACAUGAAAUAUUUACGGAAUUUCUGGCACCUGGUGCGCAUAAUCCGGUUAACGUUGACGGAACUAUCACAGAACUUGUCAGGAACCGAAUGGAAGUUAACCCAACGAGAUACGUUUUUGACGAAGCUCAGGACCAUAUAUUUAAAUUAAUGAAAAGUGAUAGUUACAGUCGCUAUCUACGAUCUGACCAAUAUAAGGAAUUCCUCAGUGGCACACGGAAAAAACUUGUUCGUAUGAAGACCCGAUCCAUUAUACCAAAGUUACCGAGUUUAAACCUGGGUGGACAGUGAUCUUGCAUGGAACUUGUUCUAGCACAAUCCGACAUCCCAUCACACAGCACUCAAAAUGGCUUCCCCUUUUCCAAGAACUUUUCUCCCGGCUGUUAUGCUUUGCACACCUGUUUUGUGUCUGUCGUUGUAACCCAUAUGCUACUUCGUGCAUUUUAGGGACGUAAACCAGACUUAACUGCUGAAUAUAAGCUGAACUUUUAUCUUUAAAACAAGCUUUGUGAUUAACCAAUAAUGAGUAUUGUACGUUGUGUAUUUUUAACAACUCUUUUUCUUGCUCAUGUGUUUUUAUUGGUUUCUAUCCAUUUAAGUUUCAUAAAAAGUACCUUUAAACUAUUUUACUUUUCAGAGUAAAGAUGGAGUAAUUUUCAGUAUUUCAUUUACUUUCUCAUAUAGUACUUAUUUGCUCAUUUGCAGAGUCGUAAACGUUUGGAGAUCCGAAAAGUAGCCGUUUGACCAGAUUGUGAUUUCUAAGGUGACUAACUGUGUGAUUGACUAAAUUGGCUUCCAAUUAUUGACCGGAAAAAGCUCCGGAUUUGGUUUAAAUCUUAUGUUCCGUUUUGGAUGACACAAAUUUCAUGGUGUUGCACUAACCUCACAUGAUUUGUGUACAAAAUACCCACAAAGAAACACGAGCCAUCUUUCGCCAUUUUAUCAUUUCCUUUAACUGCGGAAGUAAAAGGGUAUUGUGAAUCCACAGUAUUUCUUGAUUAGUUGGGUUCACACCCGUUUGGGAACUUAUAUUAUGGUACUCUUUAUUUUAUCGCUGUGUUUGUUAGCGUAAGUGAUAGGAAAGUGACUGUGAUAAGCUGAUACAAAAACCAUGUUGCUCUCAUUAUAAAGUAUGAAUACUGAUUCACAGCUACAGACCGAUACUUUGAACUGAACGUUAUUUUAUGAAACUAAUUGAUUAGUAAAUGUCUAUGUUGGAAACACAUAGUCAAUGCAUCCUCAUUCUGUAUUUUUUUUAAAGAGAAAAAAUAAUACCCUAGUCUUAAAUAGCACUUCGUAUGUUGGAGCGGUCUUCAAUACUUUGAUAAACUAGAUAAACCUUAUUUACUUCAGUUUGAAAAUAUUAUGUUGACUUAAUUAUAUGAGAAAAAAUGCCUUCUAAGUGAUGAUUUUUAGUACAUAAUCCUACAGAUUUUUGCUUGUUUUCAUUGAUUUUCUUUUUAGAAAUAUGGUUUGUUUUUAGCUUUGGUGCCGUCGUCGCCAAAUGAAAAAAAUUACCAGAUUCUUAUUUUCAUCUCUAAUGUAGACGUCUUAAAAAUAUACUAGCAAUUUGGAACUACAAAUAUAACCUGAUAGCAAAAUAUUUAAGUAAUCUGACCUUACUUUGAGUUUAACUGUAGCCAUAUAUACUUUUGCUUCUUUUAAUUUAACUUUUCAAAUCCAUGGCAGUAAUGGUAUCGUCAUAUGGUUUGCAAGUACCUUUUGGAAAUACUAAUACAUUUAUCAGAUCAGUAGUCGGUUGUUUAUCAGUGUUAAUGUUCCUUAAACUAACUCAAAAAUUGCUGCCAUUACAGAAAAAAGCAUUUGCUCGAAGGCAGUCUCUUGGAUAAAAAAAAUUUGAAGAAGUGCAUGUCGUGUCCUAGAGUUACUGAAAGAUCCAGACAACGAAAAUGAAUAAUCAUGCAUUGUUCCUGUGCAUUCUUAUUGCCCAGCUAACUACUUACCAUCUAUUUUCAAAGGGACCAACAGAAGUAAAAGUGAUUUUGACGUCACUUUUUUAGCAUGAUUUGUGAUUUAUGCUGAUUUUUUUUUAUAGUUUAAUAUAUGUUUCUUCAACAUGUUAGAACAUGGGAUGAAAACAGUCUUUUAAAUUUCAGAUGACUUUGGAAUGUGUAAGGCCGGAAAAUAAUGGUUCUUUACUCAAACAUUGCACGUUGUCCAUUUUUUUUCUCUGAAAGCUUCGCCACAUUAUUCAGAUUUUGAUAGAAAGAGUAUUGGUAGUGCAAGGCAAUACAUACUUUAUAUUAAGAGCAUACUAAAGUAAAGAUAUUUUUCUGCAGUAUUUUAGUAAGCAAAAGUAGGAAAGUACGAUUGAUUGCCUCUGUGUGUUGAUUAGUUGGUGCUAAUUUCUGUGUAGUCCAUUCCUAAACACGAUUUGUUACAUAUUUUAAGUAAGGCAUUCAUUUGAUUCUUGUUUGAAAUCAAGAAGUAAUGCCUAAAAUAAAUUGAGUGUAAACUCUAAGGUCACUGUCAUAAAUACAUUUCAUACGUUGCACAACAUCCAAUUUGCCCGUUUUUAGUCUUAUAUUUGUGUAAAAUAUCUUUACCAUAUCAUUAAUAACUGUUUGUUUGUAUAUAUCCUUACUUGUAUAUAAGUAUUACUAGAACAGUUGAAUGUGAUUAUAUAUGUGUGUAAUGUGUACAUUUUGCAACGAUAUUAAGAAGGGGUAUUGUUAUUCAUGUCUUGAAAGAAUUGUUUCAGGGCUUGCCUAUGUGUGUCAUUGAUUGUCUCCCCUUGAUGCCAUUCAGAAACAUUUUGAAAGUCUCCUAACAGUUGUUGCUUGUCACAAUAAUUUACUUUGUUUCAGGAAAUUGUUUCUUGUUGAUGCUAGAUGAAGCUAACUCGACUCAUUUGAGUUUGGUUUGAUUCCCCCUUUUCCCGAGCUCACUCGAUAGCAAAUAUAAGAAAUGAUCUUGUGUACUUAAAGUCAAAACACAUUUUGACAUAUUCUCGGUAUUUGAAUUUUCGAUAUCAUUAUUUUGGGUCAUUUUCUCAUUUCUCAUUGAGACUGCAUUUUGAAUUUGCAUCAACCAGAAUCUCAGAUAGUAUAAAUGUUGCAUAUUUGUUAAUAUAAUAUAUUUCUAAUGGUUUUAAUUUGAAUAUUAUUAUCAUUCAUACUAAUUAUAUAAUUUGAUAAGUUGUUAUUGUGGUGAUUUUUCCAACAAAGGGGAGAUUACUGUCAGUGAUAUAGCAAUAAAGGUUAAACAAA